AUGGCCGAUUACAACGCUCUUUAUCAUCAAGGUCUCUACCUCUCCCCCGAUCAGCAAGACCUCCUUCUUGCCGCUCUCUCCUCAAACCAACCCCUUCAGAAACAACAAAGUGAUAAGCAAAGAUCUCAAGCGAAGACAGACCCAGAUAGUACUCCCGGGAACAUGUCGGCUGGCAGCUUUAGCAUGUCCCCGGGAUUCAAUCGCUCGCACCAGAAUUCCGGGGGCCUAGGUUAUGGAGAAGAUGAGAGCCCUUUCCUUGACUUCAACCCUGAGCUUGACUUCGACUUCCAAGGUUCCGAGGAUCUAAUUGGUGACCUACCGGGAAGCCUCCCACUGUCCGAGGAACAUGAAUCCGGCGAAAAGCGAAAAGACAUGUCAGACAACGAAGAAAACGAGGAAUCCGGAAAGAAGCGUAGGGAAAGUGAUGAUAAAGCAGCGAAGAAACCAGGUAGAAAGCCGUUGACUUCGGAGCCUACUUCGAAGCGCAAGGCGCAGAAUCGUGCAGCGCAGCGGGCAUUCCGUGAGCGCAAGGAGAAGCAUUUGAAGGACUUGGAGACCAAGGUGGAUGAGCUGCAGAAAGCGUCUGACGAUGCCAACCAGGAAAACGGACUCCUACGAGCCCACGUCGAGCGUUUGCAGGUGGAACUCAGGGAAUACCGUAAGCGUCUCUCAUGGCUGACCAGCGGGAGCGGAAUCUCUGCCAUGACCGCUAUUCCAGGAGCUCAUUCGAGGAGUUUGUACGGCCUCAACAAUAAUGACUUCAUGUUCGACUUCCCCAAGUUCGGAGACCUUCCCGGGGGGCAUAUAUUCAAUGGCCCGUUGACUAAGUCAAACCAGAACAGGCCAAAGGAGGUUUCUUCCCCGGCAACGAGUGACUCCAAUGUUCCAGGUGUCUUGACCCGGGAAUCGCUCAAAAGUUCAAUUCAUCACGGCAAAGCCGCCGGUGGAAUGUCCAACAACCCCUCACCCCAGGUUCCAUCGGUGUACAACAUCAAGCAGUCGACGUCGUCGCAUGAUACGUCUACCUCUGAUUCUCCGUCGUCCUCAUCUGACUCGCAUCAGAGUCAGCUGUUGUCUUCCAAUGGCACUUCACCAGAGCCGACAUCAACCUCGCCCGCCACUAAGAUGAAUGACAACGUUCAGAAUCAUCAUCAUCAUACUUGUACCUACAACACCAUUGACGGUGAGGAGUCCUUCUGCGCACAACUCGGCAUGGCGUGCGGCAACAUCAAUAACCCUAUUCCAGCUGUACGAAGUAAGAGCGAGAGCGUGUCGAACACCCCCAGCCAACCCAGCAGCAACUCUGAGCAGCCACCUGGACCGGGGCUUGACCUCCUAGCUCAACAAAAUGGAGGCCAGUUCGAUCCAGUGCUGUUUGGAGACUGGCGGGAGCCCCAAGACGCAAUCCUGUCGCAGGACUUCGGUACUUUCUUCGAUGAUGCCUUCCCAUUGCCGGAUCUGGGAAGUCCAUCUCACAAUUUUAAUGAGGUGGCCAAUCAACAAGCACCAAAGAAGGACCUGAUUGCUGAGAUCGACAACAAGAUGGAUGAGGAAGUGGUCCCUGGCGAGGAUAAGUCACAGAUGCUGUCUUGUACGAAGAUAUGGGAUCGUCUGCAGUCUAUGGAGAAGUUCCGCAAUGGCGAAAUCGACGUGGAUAACCUUUGCUCCGAGCUACGCACGAAGGCCCGGUGUUCUGAGGGCGGCGUGGUUGUCAACCAAAAGGACGUGGAGGAUAUCAUGGGCCGCGUCAAGUAG
Aspergillus alliaceus is the source of this 1755-nucleotide messenger RNA. RefSeq names its product putative bZIP transcription factor AP-1/Yap1 (gene yap1). Gene Ontology annotation, molecular function: DNA-binding transcription activator activity, RNA polymerase II-specific; transcription cis-regulatory region binding. The record is from RefSeq and is a predicted model, not a curated record. Bases 1 to 1755 code for a protein of 584 amino acids. The transcript has 3 exons. Gene Ontology annotation, cellular component: RNA polymerase II transcription regulator complex. Lineage: Eukaryota; Fungi; Ascomycota; Eurotiomycetes; Eurotiales; Aspergillaceae.